Molecule: messenger RNA, 1419 nt
Organism: Sordaria macrospora k-hell
Lineage: Eukaryota; Fungi; Ascomycota; Sordariomycetes; Sordariales; Sordariaceae
Source: RefSeq, a predicted model, not a curated record
AUGGGCGGCCUUACAACAGACUCUGAUGAAGAUCCAUUCAAGUAUGACCGCGGAUCAUACACGGUCUUCCUCCAGCCAUCUCAGGAAAGAGAAGUCAGCGAGGCGCUUCACCGUGUCAGUGGCACCAGCACCAUCUAUCCCAAUGAGACCAACCACAAUGGACAUGCCUACACCGCGCAUGGCCCAGUUGGCUCUGCCGCACCUCCCAUGCCUCCUUCAACUGGGCUCAGUUAUCAAAACACCGCUCAGAGAAACAUCAACACUCCCAACAAAGCUGCCAUGAAGAAACUCGCUCUUCGGUCUUAUUUUCCUAAGCACCUUCAAUGGGACGAAGAUGAUGAGGAGUUUGACGAUGAGUUUGACGACAUCGAUGCUGUUAAGACCGACAGAGGUGAUUGGGAGACAGUCGGGUCCAACCUUGGUUUUGCUAAGACCGACAGAGGUGACUGGGAGACAGUUGAGUCGAACCUCGUUGCUGUUAAGAGCGAUGGAGGGGAGUGGGAGACAGUCGGUUCUAGUAUUGGCCAGUUCAACAGCCAUCGAGCUUAUGCGUCCGGGACUGGCUUUGGCACUCGCUUUGGCCUACGGACCACAGGGAGCAGCAUUGCAGACUACUCCGACACCUCAAGCAUCCGGGCUGAAUCCUUCGGUGCUUUUGCAUCAACCGAAAAGAUCGUGCAGCAUCCGAUGAACGGGAAGCACGACAACUAUGUCGUUCGGACACUCAAGGGUGACAGCCGCCCAGUCUUCCUUCCGCAACCAAGGAUUCAUAGAGUCAACGGCUAUGCCCAAGAUUCAUGCCGCGUAUUUGACCAAGCCACGACAUCAAGCAGCCAGGGUUCAUCCACAAGAGCAUACUUGGCGGAGAAGCUCACUGCCCCGUUCCGUUCUUUGACCUCCAGCAGGAACACCGAUCGGAGACAUCCCUAUGGGAACAGCCAAUCCGGCCCAGACAGCGGCCACCAGCUAAGACGCCAGGGUCUGAGGAGACUUCCGCCGCAGACACCCCGAGCUCACGAUUCAUUUCAAGCCAAUACAUCUAUCGGCCCGGAAUCACCAGUCCAGUUCAGCUUUCCGUUGAUUCCUUUGGAAGAGGCUGCAAGGCUACAAGCGUUGAAGCGACGAAGCGACGCGAAUGAACACAGCUUUCAGAACAGUCCUCAGACACGGAAGAACAGCCUCGUGUCUUGCCUUUCGUGGAAGGCCUCCAACAAGUUGACGAAGAAAACGGCGCCCUCCACUCCGCAUACUCUGCCGAGAAAGCCAUUGCCCACUCACUGUCGCGAGCCAGUCUCUAACCACCGCGUCUCAAUCCGUAUGUAUAACCCCAACUCAACAUGUCAGUUCCAUGUACUAACAGUUUCACAGAAAACCAAGUUGCCAGCAACGGACAGGAGACAACUCGCUUGUCGACCUUGA